AUGAAUGAAAUCAAGAAGAUGGAACCACUAGCAUAUGAUCAUCUAAUGAAGAAGGACCCUAAAACUUGGAGUAAAGCAUUCUUUCAAACUGAUAGGGCAUGUGAUGCAUAUGAAAAUGGUGUUUCUGAGAGUUUUAACUCAAUCAUUGCAGCUGCCAGGAAGAGACCUCUAAUCACUAUGUUAGAGGAAAUUAGAAUUUAUGUGAUGGAGAGACUGUGUAUACAAAAAAGUAAGGGAAGUUCUUGGGGAGACUUAAACAUAUGUCCUACCAUCAGACUGAAAUUGUCCAAGAUUAAGACACUUCAAAGAUUUUGGAGAGUUGUACCAUCUGGUUAUCAACAAUUUGAAGUGAGACUUUUACAAGAUGCAUAUGCUGUAGACCUUGGUAAGAAAACAUGUGGAUGUAGAGGCUGGCAAUUAACUGGUUACCCUUGUGUACAUGCAUAUGUUGCAAUUUCAAACCUCAAUAGGGAUCUAGAGGACUAUGUAUCACCAUGGUUGACCACAACAAUGUUUUGUAAUGCCUACUUGUACACCAUUAAGCCACUAAAUGGUAGUGAUAUGUGGCCUGAUGUGGAUUACAUCAAGCCAUUGCCUCCCAAAAUGAGAAGAAUGCCAGGAAGACCAUUAACAAAAAGGAAAAGGGAUCAGAUUGAGAAUGAACUAAAGGGCAAUAAGCAUACAGUCUCAAAAAGGGGAAUUGCUAUGAGAUGCAGCAUAUGCAGAGAAUCAGGGCAUAAUAAAGCAAAAUGUCCUCAAAAACCAAGUGGGGAAUCCUCAAAUCCAAAGUCAAAGUCAAAAAAUAAAAAAGCCAACAAAAAAGGUAAAGUGAAGGUUGAAUUGAAUCAAGAAGUUGAUUUGGAAAGUGAUAGUGACAGUGAAGUUCAAAGGGAGCCUGAUAGUGAGGUGGAGUCUUAUGAAGUUGAUUAUGAAGAGGGUAAUCAUACAUAUGAAGAUGUAGACCAACUUGAGGUUGAAGCUGAAGAACAGGUUGAAGUUGGAGGGGUUGAAGAACAGGUUAAAGUUGAAGAACAUGUUGAAGCACUUGUUGAAGUUGAAGUUGAAGAAGGUGAAUACCAGGCUGGAGAUGUAGAUCAAGUUGAACAGGUUGAAGUUGAAGUAAUUCAAGAUCCAGUUGGACAAGAUGACCAAGGACAGGCUGCAGUCCAAGAUCCAGUGGAAGAGGAGCAUAUGAUGGAAGUACCAGCAUUUCAGGUUCUACAGGGAAAGAGAAGAAGGAAACCUUCAGAAAGAAUCACAAAAAUUCAAAUAAGAAAGAAGUGGGAGGGAAAAGAGGGGAGUAGUUGUGAUAAACCAAUGGAAUUGGAUUAG
Lactuca saligna is the source of this 1332-nucleotide messenger RNA. The record is from the annotation of a GenBank genome assembly. NCBI's taxonomy places the organism in Eukaryota, Viridiplantae, Streptophyta, Magnoliopsida, Asterales, Asteraceae.